AUGGCCCAAAAGAGCCUGCGCCACCCGAACCUGCUGCGCUGCCUGGGCGGCUGCCGGGAGCGCCCCCUGCUGCUCGUCUGGGAGUACUGCCAGCUGGGUGACCUGAAGCGUUACCUGCGGGCCCAGCGGGGGCAGGGCGGGGCCGGGGGCGGGGCCGGGGGCGGGGCUGUGGGCGGGGCCGUGGGCGGGGCUUCCCCUCCCGCCCCGCCCCCUCCCCGGGAUUUGGGGACCCUGCAGCGCCUGGCCCUGGAGGUGACGCGGGGGCUGCGGCACCUGCACCGCCACGGAUUCGUCCACAGCGACCUGGCUCUCCGGAACGUUCUGCUGACCUCGGAGCUGACGGAGCGGAUCGGCGACUACGGCCUGGGGCCCGCCCACUACAGGGAGGAUUACUACGUGACCCCCGGGCGCGCCCUGGUGCCGCUGCGCUGGGUGGCCCCGGAGCUGGUGACAAAGGGACCCCGGGGGACGCUGCGGGUGGCGCCGCGGCAGAGCCCCGAGAGCAACGUCUGGGCCCUGGGCGUGACCCUGUGGGAGCUCCUGGAGUGGGGGGCUCAGCCCCUCCCCCACCUGUCGGACCUGCAGCUCCUGGGGCGGCUGCGGCGGCGCCGAGCGCCGGAACUGCCCCGCGGGGGGCGCUGCCGGCGGCAUGGUUCGCCCUCCUGCAGUCGUGCCGCUUGCCGCCCGCCCAGCGCCCCACGCUGGAGCAGCUCCACGCCCGCCUGUCCUCGCUGCUGGCCUGUCCCCAAACGUCCCCAACGCCGCCGCCUGGGGACAUCCCGGUGCCACCACCACCACCACAACCAGCAGCGCCGCCCGUGCCGCCGCCGGCGUCGCCGUUCCCGCUGCUGGACGCGCUGCCGGACGCCGGGACGUGCUGACGGUGACGCAGGACGCGGGGGCGGCCUGCCCUCGAAGUGCCUCUGGGAGCGCGGCCGGUGUCGCCGCGGCGGCGGCACCGACGACGUCCCCAAGCUGUCCCCGCCGGGGGUGCUGCCCGUGCUGGGGGCUCGGAGCCCCUCGGGCGCGUCGGAGUUCUUCGUGCGGUUGGAGGAGCACGGGGCGGCGAUGACGUCAGCGGUGACGUCAUCGGCGGCGGCGGUGACGUCAUCGGAGGCGACCAAAGAGCCGCCCGCGGUGGCGGCGUUGUCACCCCCGGAGUGGGGGAGGGGACGGACGUUGGGUCGGGAGUGGUCGUUGAGGGAAGAGCGGCCAGCGUUGGGUCAAGAGAGGUCAAUGUUGGGUCAAGAGUGGACAUUGACCCAAGAGCGGUCAUCGUUGAGCCAAGAGCGGUCAUCGUUGGGUCAAGAGCGGUCAUCGUUGAGCCAAGAGUGGACAUUGACCCAAGAGCGGUCAUCGUUGGGUCAAGAGCGGUCAUUGACCCAGGACCGGUCAUUGUUGGGUCAAGAUCGGUCAUCGUUGGGUCAAAACUGGACAUUGACCCAAGACCACUCAUCGCUGGGUCAAGAUCAGUCAACAUUGGGUCAAGACCGGACAUUGACCCAAGACCAGACAUUGACCCAAGAGCGGUCAUCAUUGGGUCAAGAGCGGACAUUGACCCACGAACGGUCAUUGUUGGGUCAAGAGCGGUCAUCAUUGACCGAACACCAGACAUUGACCCAAGACCGGUCAUCGUUGACCCAGGACCAAUCAUUGUUGACCCAGGACCGGUCAUCAACCCAAGAGCGGUCAUCAUUGGGUCAAGAGCGGACAUUGUCACCGCUGUCACUGGAGUUGGCACCUUGGGGACAAAACCGGACAUCACUGGCUCAAGACCGGUCACCGUUGGGUCAAGAGUGGUCAUUGGCCCAAGACCGGACAUUGCCGGGUCAAGAAAGGUCAACGGCCCAAGGGACGUCGCCGUUGUCCCUUGAGAUGACCCCGUGGGGACGAGGCCGGACAUUGACCCAAGACAGGUCACCAUUGGGUCAGGACCGGACAUUGACCCAGGACAGGUCAUCGUUGGGUCACGAUCGGUCACCAUUGGGUCAGGACCGGACAUUGACCCAGGACAGGUCAUCGUUGGGUCACGAUCGGUCAUCCUUGGGUCAAGAGCGGUCAUUGUCACCAUUGUCACUGGACUUGGCACCUUGGGGACAACAUUGGACAUCGUUGACCCAAGACCGGUCACCGUUGGGUCAAGACCGGUCAACGGCCCAAGGGACGUCGCCAUUGACCCUUGAGAUGACCCCGUGGGGUCAGGGCCGGACGUUGACCCAAGACCGGUCACUGUUGGGUCAAGAUGGGUCAUUGUCACCUUUGUCACCAGAGACGGCACCUUGGGGACAAAACUGGACAUCGUUGGGUCAAGAAAGGUCAACGGCCCAAGGGACGUCGCCAUUGUCACUGGAAAUGACCAGCACGGGGACAAGGCCGGACAUUGACCCAAGACCGGUCACCGUUGACCCAAGAUUGGUCAUCAUUGACCCAAGACCGGUCACCGUUGACCCAAGAUUGGUCAUCAUUGACCCAAGACCGGCCACCGUUGAGCCAAGACCAGUCACUGUUGGUUCAAGACCGGACACUGGCCCUGAACCGGUCAUCGUUGACCCAGGACCGGUCACUGUUGGGUCAGAACCGGUCAUUGAGCCAAGACCGGACAUUGUUGACCCAGGACCGGUCACUGUUGGGUCCGGACCGGCCAUCGUUGGGUCAGGACCGGACAUUGAGCCAAGACCGGUCAUCGAUGACCCAAGAUCGGUCAUUAACCAAAGACCGGUCAUCGUUGGGUCAAGACCGGUCAUUGUUGGCCCAAGACUCAACAUUGACCCAAGACCGGUCAUCGUUGGGUCAAGACCGGUCAUUGUUGGCCCAAGACUCAACAUUGACCCAAGACCGGUCAUCGUUGGGUCAAGACUGGACAUUGGCCCAAGACCGGUCAUCGUUGGGUCAAGACCGGUCACCAUUGGGUCAGAACCAGACAUUGACCCAAGACCGGACAUUGGCCCAAGACCGGACAUUGGCCCAAGACCGGUCACCGUUGGGUCAAGAUGGGUCAUCGUCACCUUUGUCACCAGAGGUGGCACCUUGGGGACAAAACCGGACAUUGACCCCAGACCGGACAUUGACCCCAGACCGGACAUUGACCCCAGACCGGUCAUCGUUGGGUCAAGACCGGACACUGACCCCGGAGCCGCCCCCGGUGCCCCCCAGGACGUCGCCGUUGUCACCGGCGGUGGCACCUUGGGGACGAGGGACGGCCCCUUUGACCCCGGCCAUGUCCCCAAGGCCACCAGAGCUGUCCCCAAGGUCACCAGAACUGUCCCCAAGGCCACCAGAGAUGCCACCAAGGCCACCAGAGCUGUCCCCAAGGCCACCGGAACUGUCCCCAAGGCCACCAGAGAUGCCACCAAGGCCACCAGAAGUGUCCCCAAGGCCACCAGAGCUGUCCCCAAGGCCACCAGAAGUGUCCCCAAGGCCACCAGAGAUGCCACCAAGGCCACCAGAGAUGCCACCAAGGCCACUAGAAGUGUCCCCAAGGCCACCAGAGCUGUCCCCAAGGCCACCGGAACUGUCCCCAAGGCCACCAGAAGUGUCCCCAAGGCCACCAGAGAUGCCACCAAGGCCACCGGACAUGUCUCCAAGGCCACCGGACAUGUCCCCAAGGCCACCAGAGAUGCCACCAAGGCCACCGGAACUGUCCCCAAGGCCACCAGAAGUGUCCCCAAGGCCACCAGAGAUGCCACCAAGGCCACCGGACAUGUCUCCAAGGCCACCGGACAUGUCCCCAAGGCCACCAGAACUGUCCCUAAGGCCACCAGAGAUGUCCCCAAGGCCACCAGAGAUGCCACCAAGGCCACCAGAAGCUGGGGACCCCCUUGGGGACACCCCCGGGGACCCCCUGGGUGGCACCACAGGGGGGGGGUGUCCCCAAAUGUCCCCAGAGGGGUCCCCAAGGGGGUCCCCGAUGUCCCAAAUGUCCCCAAGUGGGUCCCCGAUGUCCCCAAGGGGGUCCCCGAUGUCCCCAAGGGGGUGCCCAAUGUCCCAAAUGUCACCAAAAGUGUCCCCAAAAGUGUCCCCAAGGAGGAGCCCCAAGUCCCCAAUGAGGUCCCCAAGGAGGGCCAGGGGGUCCCCGAGGAAACGCCGCGAGGUGGCCCCGAACAUGUCCCCAAAAUGCCCCGAGGUGGCCCCGAAAAUGUCCGAAAAUGUCCCCGAGGCGACAGCGGGAGCCGUCCCCAAAAAUGUCCCCGAAACGCCCCGAGGUGGCCCCGAAAAUGUCCCCAAAGUCCUCCAGGGGGUCCCCAAAAAGGUCCCCAAAACACCCCGAGGUGGCCCCGAAAAUGUCCCCAAAAAGCCACGAAAUGUCCCCAAAAAUGUCCCCGAGGAGGCACCUGGAGAUGUCCCCAAAAUGCCACGAAAUCUCCCCACAAAUGUCCCCAAAAAUGUCCCAAAAAAGCCACGAAAUGUCCCCAAAAAUGUCCCCGAGGGCAUCCCCAAAAACGGCUCCAAAAAACCUCGAAAUGUCCCCAAAAAACCUCGAAAUGUCCCCAAAAAUCAAAAAUGGCUCCAAAAAGCCACGAAAUGUCCCCAAAAACGUCCCCAGUGGGGUCCCUGGAACAUUCCGAGACAUCCCCGGAAACGUCGCCAGAAACGUCCCCAAAAAUCCUCAAAAUGUCCCCAAAAAUGUCUCCAGAAAUGGAUCCAGAAAUGUCCGCAAACCACCUGGAGACGGCCCCAAAAAUGUCCCCGGAAAUGUCCCCAAAAAACCUCGAAACGGUCCCAAAAAACCUCGAAAUGUCCCCAAAAACAUCCCCGAGGAACUUCCCGGACCAUCCCAAGAUGGCCCCAGAAACGGCCCCAAAAAACCUCGAAAUGUCCCCCGAAAAACCCCGAAAUGUCCCCAAAAACCCCGAAAUGUCCCCAAAAAACCUCGAAAUGUCCCCAGAAAACCCCGAAAUGUCCCCAGAAAACCCCGAAAUGUCCCCAAUAACGUCCCCAGAAAUGUCCCCAAAAAGGCCCGAAACGGCCCCAAAUCUGCGCGGUGGGGGUGGGGCGGAGACCCCAGGUGUGACCCCGCCCCCCCAGGUGACCUCGGAGCUGUCCCCCGGUGUGUCGCAGGUGUCCCCAGGUGUGACCCCAGGUGUGUCCCAGACCCCGGGGCUGUCUCCAGGUGUGUCCCCGCCCCCCCAGGUGUCCCCAGGUGUGUCCCAGGUGUGCCAGGAGCGCCUCCAGGUGUCCCUGACCGAGGGCGUCUCGCGCCACCUCCUGCGGCCCCGCGCGGGGGGCGUGGCCACGGCAGGGGGCGUGGCCAAGGCAGAGGGCGCGGCCAAACCAGUGGGCGGGACCGAGGCAGCGGAGGGGCGUGGCCAGGCUGGGGGCGUGGCCGCAGGAGGAGGAGGAGGAGGCGGAGCCACCGAGGGAGCCGCGCGCGGCCCCGCCCCCACCCCCCGGGAGAGCAGCGCCGAGAUCCGAGCCAAGGCCUCCCGCCUCUCGCUGCCGCUGCCGCCUCUGGCCCUGCGGCCGCUCCCGCCGCGCUGGGGCGGCCCCGACGCGGCCCGGGGAGCUCCGGACGAGCCCGACGAGGACGCGGAGGACGCGGAGGAAGCUCCGGACGCCGAGGGGGCCUCACCGGGGCCGGUCCCGCUCGUGGUUUCCACCUGGAGCGGCCGCGGCCUCCGCGGCCUCCUGAAACCUCCGCGGCGCCCGCCGGAAGUGGGACUGAGCUCCAACCGGAAGCGCAAGGCUGUGUCCUUCUUCGAUGACGUCACCGUGCACCUCUUCGAUCAGGAGACGCCGACCAACGAGUUGAGCGGCCAGAGCGGCCCCGAGGGGGCCCCGGCGGCGGCGGUGGCGCCCCCUGAGGGCCUGGCCGCCGUGGAGAACUGAGCCCGAGGGGCGGCGCCGAGGGGCGGGGCCUCUUUAAGCCCCUCCCCCUCUUCAAGCCCCUCCCCUUUCACCAAGCCCCGCCCAUUCAUCAAGCCCCGCCUCCCCUCGU
Molecule: messenger RNA, 5935 nt
Organism: Camarhynchus parvulus
Lineage: Eukaryota; Metazoa; Chordata; Aves; Passeriformes; Thraupidae
Product: nascent polypeptide-associated complex subunit alpha, muscle-specific form-like
Exons: 12
Coding region: 1-5826 (1941 amino acids)
Biological process (GO): protein phosphorylation
Molecular function (GO): ATP binding; protein tyrosine kinase activity
Source: RefSeq, a predicted model, not a curated record